GAAGGUACAUAUCAACGUCAUUCCAUCCCAAGAAAGUUUGUUGUGAAAUUCAAGCUACCAUAGCAGGAGACUGAUUAGUUGAAUUUUUCAUCUGUUCUAUUUUUAUUUGAAAAUAUUUUGAAAAUGAUUUGUUUUACUGGUUUAGUUGUUGUAUUGACUUGCUGUGGAUUUCAAGAUGGGACAUGGGCGAUGCCAGAUGUCAAUUUUGGAGAAUACCACAGCGUAUCAUCAUCUCAGAUUUUAGCAAACAGGGAAAUUCCUAGCAUAGAUGAGUUCCUUGAUAACAUGUCCGAAAAGUACGCCAUCAUAGAGAAGGAGAUUGAAGAGUUGCAACAACACACCUCAACAUUUACUGAGCAGCACUCUAUUGAUUGCCAUUCAUCUAGAGCUUCUCAACUAAUGUCAAUGAAAAGGAGCUACGAUUUCUGUAACGAUCUGACCGAAAAACUUAAAAAACUGAAAAACGCAACAAUUAAUUCCUUAGAAAUUAUUUCAGAGAUUGGAUACUCGUCCAGUGAGAUUAUUAGUGGCGGUAUUCGAUGCUUCACUUAUGAGUCAUCAUCAAGCCAACUUAGCUGCUUCAUAGAACUGUUUUUGCACUCCAGAUUGUUUUUCGAAGAAAUAACGCCCAAGAUUUUCAAAUUAAUGAAUAGCGCACAUGUUUUUGUCAGGCUGAUCAAUUUUGAAACGUUCUACUGCUUGUUUCACCAUCAUAUAGAUACAAAUACUGCAAAGGAGAUAGCUCAAACCUACCUAAAAUGUAGUAUUGAUUCAUAGGUUCUAAGGUUGUACAGUUGUAAAUAAAAUGUUUCGUAAUAU
Messenger RNA from Nilaparvata lugens (brown planthopper), 819 nucleotides. RefSeq lists its product as uncharacterized. NCBI's taxonomy places the organism in Eukaryota, Metazoa, Arthropoda, Insecta, Hemiptera, Delphacidae. The transcript has 2 exons. The record is from RefSeq and is a predicted model, not a curated record. The coding region runs from base 124 to 777 and encodes 217 amino acids.